AUGGCAGCCUCAUCGCCUACUCCGAUGGAGGAUAUCAUCCGUCGAAAGAUUACCGAGACAUUAAACCCAAUUGCCUUGCAAAUCUAUAAUGAUUCUCAUAAGCAUGCCCACCAUGCUCCCAUGCAGGGCGUUACGUCUAAAGAAACCCAUUUCAGACUAGAGAUCGUCUCGGAGGCUUUCGAGAAACAGACUCAAAUGGCCCGCCACAGAAGCAUAUAUGCUCUUCUGAAGGACGAGAUGAACGAAGAAGGGGGUAUUCACGCUCUUCAGCUGAAGACAAGGACACCCAAGGAAGCAGGCGAGCAAGAAGCUUAUAAACUCGCAAAAGCAGACGAGAAGGCCCAGAAAGAACAACGGAGGAGAUCUCUAGAAUCCUAA
Messenger RNA from Orbilia oligospora ATCC 24927, 378 nucleotides. RefSeq lists its product as uncharacterized. The coding region runs from base 1 to 378 and encodes 125 amino acids. NCBI's taxonomy places the organism in Eukaryota, Fungi, Ascomycota, Orbiliomycetes, Orbiliales, Orbiliaceae. The transcript has 3 exons. The record is from RefSeq and is a predicted model, not a curated record.